AUGAAUCCACUUAAUCCGUACCUCAGCUACAAGAGGGAUACGAGUCGUCUGAUUUUCUGGGUCAUCCGCGUGUCCAACACGAUUAUCAGAACUGCGAAAAUUCUGCCGGAUGACGCUCCGAAGCACCCCAAUACCACCGGCGAGGUGACUGUCGCCUCUCUUGUAGCGCUCUCAAAGCUUAUUGCCUCCCGCAUCAAGCCUGUGCCGCGAUCCAUUCUGGCCCUUUUCGACUCUGUGAUUCAAGCUCGCACGGAAUCUCACGAGACCUUUCAGCAGUUCAGCUCGACAGAUCCUGACAUUGAGCGAAGUAAUGCCUCUCACAGACACUUCAUUGACGCUCUGGUGGAGGCCUUUGAUGCGCUGGGCGGCGCAGAAUAUAUCCAAGAGCGCGAUGUGAGGGCUACGAAAGAGGCAGAACAGCGCCAAGCUAAAAUGGAGGAAGAUGUUAAUGAGUACUAUGACGAGAAGGAAGACUUGGAAGACGCCCUCUUCUCCAACAGGUUUGCCGCUCUCGGAUUGGAUGAUUCGGAUGAUGAUGCCGAGAGCGGAAGUGAGGCGGAACUGGAGCAGGGACAGGCUCCCAGACGACGCCAACAGAGACGACCGGCUGGUAAAGGCAAGAAAGGUAAAGGAAAGGGCGCCAAGAAGAAGAAGGGCACUCGCGUUCAGCAGCCGCCAAAAGCUACCACCAUGGACGACAUUCCGGUGGACCUGUACCGCUUCACACACGACUCAGCAGGCGAAAUGACCGAUUACCUCAUCGCAGUUUAUGCGCUCUUUCAGGAAAUUGCAACUUUGCGUUGCUAUGUGCAAGCUCAGUGGCGCGACGUCGCCUACCACGGCAUGAAUGCGGCUAUUGCCGGCGCCAUGUCGCACAUGGCUGUCAACUUUGUGCAGCGAACCGCCGCAGCCAUAUUCCUCGACUUUCCGGGCCACGACUCGUACGAAAAGGUCCUCGAUCAUGUCACGCGCGGCGACAUUGCCAAUGUAGAAGGAUUAUUCACAGUUGUCGUACAUCCCAUACCACAAGACUGCGACCUCUCCCACGCCAACUUGGAGCAGCAUUUCGCCUCGACACAACCGUUGAAGCACCAAUGCAUCAACAUCAGAGAGCAGUUUCUCGUCCACGCUUUUGACGCACUCGUCGAUUUUGUUGUCGAUUACCAAAAGACGCGGAGCGGCAAGCCUACCAAGGCGAUGCUUCAGGAAAUUAAUGGCUGGGAUCCCAGGUUUGAUAUUGAGUCCGCCACCGAAGAGCAGCGAGUGAAAUGGCGGCGUUCUUUUACCAUCAACUGGCUCUAUGACGUCGUCAAUGUGUUUUCAGCGGUCGUGAUACAGCGAAACCAGGAAGAGAACAAUCGCUACCCUCUGGAAGAGGUCGACUGGUCCACGAGCGGACCGUGGGACAUUUAUAAACGCGUGUACGGACUCGGCGAAUUUGCCGGCUUCGUCACGAGCCUCUGCUUCCAGAAGCCCGGACACGACUUUCGCUCUCGAAUCCAGCCUCACCACGUCUUUCAGCUUCAGUGCAUUGUCGACUCAAUGGCCAUGUCGCGCGGCUGGAUUGCCACUGGCCUACUGGGUCACAACUUUAGAGAUGCUCCCGAAGACUUUGAUGCGCAGCGCGAUAUCAAGCAGUUCCUCGACCGUGAGCAAAAGCGAGUGGGCCAAGGUUUCCUACAACCUGUUGAUCUUCUCCGAAACUUGAUGAUCAAGGACGGAAUGGUGAACAAUGAUCCGACGCGCCACGAAGCAAACUACGAGCUAUUGAAAUCGCUUCAAAACAACUUUCAAAUUGCUCUUGGACGAUCAGAGUACUUGAGGGCGGGCAACAUUAUACCGCCAUCACGAUUUGGCUCCAACGUGGAUGGCAUGUGGGACUAUUGCCCGUAUCUCUGCGGUGUCGGGCUGGAAGAAGCCCUGCGAGAAGCCUUCCACCGCUGCCUCAUUGUUAUUGACAAGCUCCCCGAGCCCAUGCUGAUCCUCCACCUGCACAACAUGCUCGCGCGACGCGGCUACAUUACGCAAAACAUCAGCCUCUUCUCCGGCCUGCAGGAGCUGUGGUCCGAGGCGCUCUACAGCGGCGGCCAGCGCCCGACAAAAAAGUUUGCGCAGGCGCUGCGCGGGCGGAUCCAAGAGAGGCGCGUCGGGCACCCCAAGACAAAGGCCAACGAGGACUUUUGGACGCUCCGCUACAACCUCUUCUUCCGGCGCGGGUCGUUCCUGCUGCAGCUCAACGCGGCGGGCUGGAACCCGGACCGCAUCCCUGACGCCGAGGUGACGGUGCCGUCGACGCUGGCCCUGCACCGCAUCAGCCAGAGCCGGCCCGUCACGGACCCUGCGACGGGCCGGAAGCGCAUGGAGGACUCGCUGCUGGUCAGCCGCGCGCGCGCGCACUUUUCCGAGGAGCAGCUCGUCGAGUCGGUGCUCGAGGUGCCGCGGCGGCGGCAGGCGCUCCGGGGCCGACAGCACCACCAGCAGCGGCAGGUGGACAAGCAGAAGCACCCGCACAACUCCAUCAUCCCCGACGGCUUCGCGCAGGCGAGCCUUGCGCGGGCGGGCGGCGGCCGCCCGCUCGGCAUCGAGACGACGGUGCUGGAGCUGCUGGAGCUCGUCAAGCUCGAUGUGUGGUGCGACGUGCGCGGCACGGCGCCGCUCUCGGCCAUCAACUACGUCUGGGUCAUGAUCCAGUCCAUGAUGCUCUUCACGCAGUGCGAGGCCGCGCUCGAGGCCGCGCAGAACCCGUUCUACCUGCGCGCGUACCGCGAAGGCACCCGCUGGGCCGACCGCAAGCGCGUCGGCUUCACGUACCUGGCGCUCGAGGACGCGGCGGCCGAGGGCGACAACGAGGAGUGCCUGCGCAUCCUGGCGCGCGAGUUUGAGAGCCCGAGGGCCGGGUUCCUGCAGCACUGCUACUGGGACGGCCUGGACCUGGAGGACCCGGAGAAGCAUUUCGCGGAGAGGGGCGGGACAGAUCCGUUUGACAAGUGCACAGUCAUGUAG
This is a messenger RNA of Akanthomyces muscarius, 3003 nucleotides long. RefSeq lists its product as uncharacterized. NCBI's taxonomy places the organism in Eukaryota, Fungi, Ascomycota, Sordariomycetes, Hypocreales, Cordycipitaceae. The transcript has a single exon. The record is from RefSeq and is a predicted model, not a curated record. The coding region runs from base 1 to 3003 and encodes 1000 amino acids.